This is a messenger RNA of Rhododendron vialii, 2554 nucleotides long. RefSeq names its product dammarenediol II synthase-like. Gene Ontology annotation, biological process: triterpenoid biosynthetic process. Lineage: Eukaryota; Viridiplantae; Streptophyta; Magnoliopsida; Ericales; Ericaceae. The record is from RefSeq and is a predicted model, not a curated record. Bases 93 to 2396 code for a protein of 767 amino acids. The transcript is spliced from 19 exons. Gene Ontology annotation, molecular function: beta-amyrin synthase activity. Gene Ontology annotation, cellular component: lipid droplet.
UUGAAUUCCCUCCAACUUUCUUGCUAUCUUGAUCAGCUCUCAUCUUUCACAGCCACAUCCCGGUAAAGUUCUACAGAACAAAAAAAGAGAGAAUGUGGAGGCUCAAGAUUGCUGAAGGUGAUGGGCCGCACCUCUUUAGCACCAACAAUUUUGUUGGUAGACAAUUUUGGGAGUUCGAUCCUGAUGCUGGGACACCGGAAGAGCAAACGGAAGUGGAACAAGCUCGAGAGUACUACAAGAAAAACAGCAGAAGAGGUCCAACCAGUCGGCCUUGGCCUAGUGGUGAUCUUCUUACGCGAAUGCAGCUCAAAAAGGAAAACAAGCAUAUUGAUCUAAGCUUACCCCCGGUGAGAUUUAGGCCAGACGAAGAAGUGAAUUAUGAAGGACUGACGACUGCUUUAAGGAAAGCUGUGCGAUUACAUUGCGCCAUCCAAGCAAGUGAUGGGCACUGGCCAGCUGAACAUUCUGGCCCGAUGUUUAUCACACCUGCCCUGAUCAUCAUGCUGUAUAUUAGUGGAACAAUAAGUACCUUCCUAACGGAAAUGCACAGAAAGGAGCUAAUUCGAUUCAGCUAUCUUCAUCAAAACGACGAUGGUGGGUGGGGAUUCCAUCUAGAGGGCCACAGCACCAUGAUUGGUACGGCGCUAAAUUACGUUGCAUUACGUCUGCUUGGAGAAGGGCCUGACGAUGGGGAAAACAAAGCGAUGACCAGAGCCCGGGAGUGGAUAAUCAGCAAUGGUGGUGCAACUGGGAUCCCAUCUUGGGGGAAACUUUAUUUGUCAGUGUUAGGAGUUUAUGAAUGGUCGGGCUGCAAUCCGUUACCUCCUGAAUUUUGGCUUCUCCCUUCUUUUUUGCCAUAUCAUCCAGCAAAAAUGUGGUGCUAUUGUCGCACAGCUUACAUGCCUAUGUCGUACUUAUAUGGGCGGAAAUAUCAUGGGCCUAUCACCGACCUGGUUAAGUCGUUGAGGCGGGAAAUUCAUACUACGCCCUAUGAGGAAAUAGAUUGGAACAAAGCACGCCAUGACUGUUGUAAGGCAGAUCUUCACUACCCUCAUGUCUUCAUACAAGAUGUACUCUGGGAUUGUCUUCAUUACUUGGGUGAGCCACUCAUGAACUGCUGGCCCCUUAACAAGAUCAGAAAGAGAGCUUUAGAAAAAGCACUGAAGCAUAUGCAAUAUUCAGCGGAGAACAGCAGAUACAUUACCACAGGAGCUGCGGAAAAGAGCCUACAAAUGAUGUGUUGGUGGGCAGAGGAACCAAAUAGUGAUGAGUUUAAAAACCAUCUUGCCAGAGUUCCUGACUGGUUAUGGCUUGCAGAAGACGGGAUGAAAAUGCAGAGUCUGGGUAGUCCGCUUUGGGAUUGUACUUUCGCAACUCAGGCACUUCUUUCCAGCCGUAUGAUUGACGAAUGUCUUCCUUCCCUAAAGAAAGCACAUUUUUAUAUUAGAGAAUCACAGGUAAAAGAAAAUCCAAACGGAGAUUUCAAGAGUAUGUAUCGAAACAUGAGCAAAGGAGCAUGGUGCUUAUCCGAUCGAGAUAACGGUUGGGCAGUUUCCGACUGCACAGCAGAGGCAUUGAAAUGCCUACUGUUGCUUUCGCAAAUGCCACCAGAAAUUGUCGGAGAAAAAGUUGACGAGGAGCUUCUAUAUGCUGCUGUGAAUUUUUUACUUUCCGUACAAAGCCCUAUAAGUGGAGGUUUUGCUAUCUGGGAGCCACCGAUUCCUCAACCGUAUAUGCAGGCGCUGAACCCUUCAGAAUGUUUCGCUGACAUUGUGAUCGAGAUAGAGCACGUCGAAUGCACUGGAUCCAUCAUCCAAAGUCUCGUAACAUUCAAAAGUUCACAUCCGUCAUAUCGGGCAGAGGAAAUAGAAAUUGCAGUGGCAAGAGCAACAUAUUUUCUGGAGCAGAGACAACAGCCUGAUGGUUCUUGGUAUGGCUAUUGGGGAGUUUGCUUCGUCUACGGCACAUUUUUCGUACUCAGAGGACUGGCUUCAGUUGGAAAGACGUACAACAACAGCGAAGCUGUCCGUCGAGGUGUUCGGUUCUUGCUUUCGACACAAAAUAAAGAGGGUGGCUGGGGAGAAAGCCUUGAAUCUUGCCCAUCUGUGAAAUAUCAACCGCUAGAAGGAAAUCAAACGAACUUCGCGCAAACAUCAUGGGGUCUGUUGGGACUUCUUUUUUCUGGACAGGCUGAAAGAGAUCCAGCCCCGUUGCACAAAGCCGCAAAGGUCUUAAUCAACGCGCAGCAGGACGACGGUGACUUUCCCCAACAGGAAAUCACCGGAGUGUCCUUGAGGAACUUGAUGAUCCAUUAUGCACACUACAAGAACGUUUUCCCGUUGUGGGCGCUGGGAGAGUAUCGGAACCGUGUUUGGCCAGAGCCCCAGAAAGUUUGAGUUUCGGCUUCCGAUUUCGAAGCAUUCUUCAACGGUUUCCACAUCGAUCUAUUAGAAGAUUCAAUAGCUUGUUUUGGCGAUCACAUCAAAAAAGUGUUAUAUGCCACAAUGUUAUAAUCUACAUACUUACAAUGUUUUAAAAUAAGAAAGUCCCUUCC